Molecule: messenger RNA, 2965 nt
Organism: Suricata suricatta (meerkat)
Lineage: Eukaryota; Metazoa; Chordata; Mammalia; Carnivora; Herpestidae
Gene: ZFP69
Product: ZFP69 zinc finger protein
Exons: 6
Coding region: 612-2180 (522 amino acids)
Biological process (GO): regulation of immune system process; regulation of cytokine production; negative regulation of transcription by RNA polymerase II
Source: RefSeq, a predicted model, not a curated record
UGUCAGAGCGAGUGUCCGCGAGGUGUAUCCUGGCGCGCGUCUGCGGGAAGCGGGGUGAGGACUGCCCUCCCGCUGCGGCCCGCGCAGCCCCGCGCCCCGGAGCUCGGCCGAGGAAGGACGCCUGGGACGGCGGCGGAGAGAUGCGGUGCGGCGGCGGGCCCUAGACAGGCUCCCUCGGGGGCCAGGAAAAGCCCCGCAUCCGGGGCGGAGGCCGAGGUCCCGCGGGCUCCCGAAGGAAGCCGGCGGGAACACCGGGCGUGCUUUGAAGAAUCAUCGUUUAAAAUACGUUUCUGCAAGUUCUAGAGUUCUGGAUGUGUGGUCAGUGCUUCUGGAUCUCUCCUCUUCUGUCUUUGGCUCCUCUAGAAGAAUAUAGAGGCAUGCACUCCAAACGACUCAACUGGCUGCCUCCCAGGGAGGCCCUACGUAACUUAAGAGAGAAAUCAGUUUUUCGGAGUUGAGAAGGGCACAGCAGCCUCUAGGAACCGCCAGGUUCUGGUGCUGCCAGGACACACCAAAGUUCUGGGGGCAGGAGGUUGUGGUCAGCGGAGACCACAUACCCGUGAGAGAUUCUGGCAGUUCUGUCCCCAGAAGUGGACACACCCAGCGUCGUCAUGCUCCAGCAGCUCCUGAUCACCCUGCCCACCGAGGCCAGCGCCUGGGUGAAGCUGCAUCAUCCGAAGGCCGAGGAGGGGGCGCCCCUGUGGGAGGACGUAACAAAGAUGUUUGAAGGAGGAGCUCUGCUCUCUCAGGAUGCUGAGGAGACCCAGGGUGAAAGUUUGAAGACUCAAGUCACCUCCGGGCCCCCAGCAGCAGAAUCCCAGGAACUGUUGACCUUCAAGGACAUAUCUGUGGACUUCACCCAGGAGGAGUGGGGACAGCUGCCCCUUGCUCACCGGAAUCUAUACCGGGAGGUGAUGCUGGAGAACUAUGGGAACCUGCUGUCAGUGGCAGGAUAUCAACUUUCUAAACCUAGUGUGAUUUCCCAGUUGGAGAAAGGACAAGAGCCAUGGAUGACAGAGAAAGAAGGCCCAGGAGAUCCCAGUUCAGGCUUGAAGAAUAAAACAGAAACCAAAACAUCAGUGUCAAAGAAUGACAUUUUACAGGAACAGUUAUAUCAUGGCAUUAUGAUGGAAGGGUUCCUGAGAGAUGAUGUCAUUUAUUCCACCUUGAGAAGAGUCUCUAAAUAUGAUGGUGAGUUAGAACAGCAUCGGGAAUCCCAUGGAAGAAAUAUAAGACACGCCAUCCUGGCCCACAAGAAGAGUGACCAAGAAACUAACAAAUUUGGGGAAAAUAUUGUCAGCUCAAAUGUUAUGAUAGAACAGAGGCACCGUAAAUGUGAUACACCUAGGAAGAAGAAUAAAUACAAAUUAAACUUGAUUAAUCAUCCGAGUUACAUAAGAACAAAAUCCUAUGGAUGUAACAUAUGUGAAAAAAUCUUCAAACAACCCAUUCAUCUUACUGAACACAUGAGAAUUCAUACUGGUGAAAAACCUUUCAGGUGUAAGGAAUGUGGAAGGGCCUUUAGUCAAAGCGCAUCCCUUACUACGCACCAGAGGAUCCACACUGGCGAGAAACCCUUUGAAUGUGAAGAAUGUGGCAAAGCCUUUAGACAUCGCUCAUCUCUUAAUCAGCAUCAUAGGACCCACACUGGAGAGAAACCCUACGUAUGUGAUAAAUGUCAGAAAGCUUUCAGCCAGAACAUUAGCUUGAUCCAACAUUUGAGAACUCAUUCUGGAGAGAAACCCUUCACAUGCAAUGAAUGUGGGAAAACCUUCCGACAGAUUAGACACCUUAGUGAACAUAUAAGAAUUCACACUGGGGAGAAGCCCUAUGCAUGCACUGCGUGUUGUAAAACCUUUAGUCAUAGAGCGUAUCUAACGCAUCACCAGAGAAUCCAUACUGGGGAGAGGCCCUACAAAUGUAAGGAAUGUGGGAAAGCCUUUAGACAGAGGAUACACCUUAGCAACCAUAAAACUGUUCAUACAGGAGUGAAAGCAUAUGAAUGCAACCGCUGUGGAAAAGCCUACAGGCAUGAUUCAUCCUUUAAGAAACAUCAGAGACACCACACUGGAGAAAAGCCUUAUGAAUGUAAUGAAUGUGGAAAAGCCUUCAGCUAUAACUCAUCACUCAGUCGACACUAUGAAAUACACAGGAGGAAUGCCUUUCGAAAUAAUGUGUAAAAAUAGAUGAUUCAACACGAGAACAAAAGCUAACUCUAAAUCAGAGAUUCUAUGCUUUUAAAUUCCAGGAUUCUAAAUUUGAGGAUUUAAUACAAUGAUGCUAGCUUUUAAUUUUGCCUUUUGUGUAAAUAAACAGUACAUUGAUAACUAUUAUCUACUAACACCUCUAUACAAACAAUAAAGGGUGGCCUUUGAAACUAAAUUCAGCAUUAUGGAAAAUGUACACAUAAUUGUUAUCUGAUUUCAUGGUAGCUUAUUUACCCUCCAAGGGCAUUCUGAUUUAUAGACUAACAUUUGGGAAGUAUUGUUAAAAAAUAUCACCACCCCUCUUUUUUAAGGAACUUGCUUUUUUUAAAAUGAAGAAACUUACAAAUGUGAUAAAACUCAAAAGGCAUAGAUAUUUGUAUAAAUGAAAAUCCUCUUCCUAUAUCCACCACCAAAUUCUGCCUUAGAGGCAACAAUUUUUUAUAACUUUUUAUGCACCCUUCAAGAGAUCUUUUUUAUUUGUAUCCAGGAGAAUACAAAUGUAGAGUUCUUUUUAAGCAUAAAUGGCAGCUUCCUAUGUUAACACAUCAGCAUUACUUUUAUUAACCAUAUGUCAUGGAGGUCAUUCCAUAUUAGUAGACGAAGUGCCUACUCAUUCCUUUUUUAUAACUGCAUGGUAUUCUGUGGUUUGAAUGUAAUUUAUUUAGCAAGUUCACUAUGGAUGGACUUUUGGAUUUUUUUUUAACAUUUUAUUUAUUUUUGUGAGACCGAGCACGAGCAGGGGAGGGGCAGAGAGACAA